UCACAGGUGAAAGGGGAUAGUGGGAUUUUCCUUCAUCAGCAGUUCCAAGGGUAAUGGAAUGAGGAAACAAGAAGAUGAACAAUUCUACCAAUAUGGUAGAUUUUGAUCUGUCACCUACGGUUGACUAUGACAAUUUUGCAGUGCCGGUGUACAAUGAAGCUUCCAGUAAAUUUUAUUCCAAUUUGGUGCCACCACUUUACUCUUUGGUAUUUAUAUUUGGCCUUCUGGGCAACACACUUGUUGUACUGGUCCUCAUCGGAUACAAGAAACUGAAGACCUUGACUGAUAUCUACCUGCUCAAUUUAGCCAUUUCUGACUUGCUUUUCAUUUUCUCCCUCCCAUUUUGGGCAUACAGUGCAAAACAUGGGUGGAUAUUUGGAAAUGCAAUGUGCAAGAUCCUAUCAGCCAUUUAUGAUGCAGGCUUCUACAGAGGAAGUUUCUUUAUCAUUCUUUUGACUAUUGAUAGAUACCUGGCCAUUGUUCAUGCAGUGUUUGCACUGAAAGCUAGGAGAGUUGUCUAUGGCAUCCUCAUAAGUGGUAUCACAUGGGGGGUGGCAUUCUUGGCCUCUGUGCCAGGGUUUCUAUUUUUCCAGAGCCAACAAGGAAUUAAUUACUGGAUCUGCACAUCUUAUUAUCCUUCAAGAAAAUGGAAGGAAUUUGUAAUGUUAAUGAUGCUCAUUUUGGGCCUUGUCAUUCCAUGGAGCAUUAUGGCUUUCUGCUAUAUUCAGAUUAUAAAUAUUUUGAAAAAGUAUAGGCAUGAGAGAAAGCAGAAAGCUAUUAGGCUGAUUUUUGUGAUCAUGAUCGUGUAUUUCAUCUUCUGGGUGCCAUUCAACAUUGCCAAUCUGCUGAACACCUACCAAGAUACAUUUUUCUCAUGUAGCUCUGAACAUGAUUGUGGUGGUGGCAACUUAACUUUAGCGAUCCAAGUGACAGAAACAAUUGCUAUGGCCCACUGUUGCAUCAAUCCCGUACUUUAUGGAUUUGUGGGAGAAAAAUUUAGGAAAUACCUCUCUGUCUUUUGCCAAAAACACAGUCGGUUCUUUCCAGGUCUUGCUCGCCCUAUUUUGGAACGAUCUACUUCGUCUUACAGCACCACAGAAUACAAUAUUUCUGUAGGUUUAUGA
Hemicordylus capensis (graceful crag lizard) is the source of this 1124-nucleotide messenger RNA. Its product is annotated as C-C chemokine receptor type 2-like. The transcript has 2 exons. NCBI's taxonomy places the organism in Eukaryota, Metazoa, Chordata, Lepidosauria, Squamata, Cordylidae. Gene Ontology annotation, biological process: chemotaxis; inflammatory response; G protein-coupled receptor signaling pathway. Gene Ontology annotation, molecular function: chemokine receptor activity. Gene Ontology annotation, cellular component: cytoplasm; membrane. The record is from RefSeq and is a predicted model, not a curated record. The coding region runs from base 75 to 1124 and encodes 349 amino acids.